AUGGACGAUGAGAUUACGGCUAUCGGUGAUACACACAGAAUGCCAAAAUUAUAUGAGUCGGUGCUUCCAGAUCUUGCACGCCUACUUCUCAGUCAGCACUUACCAUCCGUGGAUGGCAAGACUGUUACAGUUGAUGAAUUCGCUGCGGUAGUAGAGAAAGCGACAGCAAAUAUCCAUAGCAAGAGAGUUUUUCUUCAACUUCAAUUACUGCGACCAGACUACGUGCAAUUUCUUGUUGAUCGGCAAGUCUGGGAAACCUUUUGCGGAACUCCAGCCCAGAAAAACAAUCCACACUACAGACCUUUUCCAAGAAAAGAUCCUCGAAUCGAUAACCCUCUUCCUCAAUAUUUUGACCCUAGCGUUCUUACACCCGAUGAUUAUGGUCUCAUAUGUCGAAACAAUUUACACCCAAAUUGUCCCAACUGCACCUGUGGCACCAUUUCUCGAGGUAACCCCGAGAACCAACGCAUUUAUGAAGAUGGAGUUUUUCGGUUGACUACACCUAAAGAGGAAUACAAUGCUUAUCAGGACGAGCUUACCAAGUUUCGUGAGAGACUUGAAGCUAAGUCUAAGAGACUAGGUUAUAAAGACGCUGAUGAGCGGUGGGAGAAGGAGUGUGAGAUUCAACAGGCUGAGGAAGAUGAGAGAAUCAGAAAAGAGGAUGAGCAAAAGAGAAAGGCUGAUCUAGAGGGUACUAAGAUCAAUGAGGUGGAGAUCCCAGAGAUCCCAGAGAUUGUGGAAAAGCCAAAGGAGCCAAAGACAAAGAUAAAAGCUACGACAAAAAAGACUAAGAUGUAUAGUGCGAAAAAGCUUUGUUCUGGUUGUUUCUGCAUGUAG
Messenger RNA from Botrytis fragariae, 837 nucleotides. RefSeq lists its product as uncharacterized. Bases 1 to 837 code for a protein of 278 amino acids. NCBI's taxonomy places the organism in Eukaryota, Fungi, Ascomycota, Leotiomycetes, Helotiales, Sclerotiniaceae. The transcript is spliced from 2 exons. The record is from RefSeq and is a predicted model, not a curated record.